Messenger RNA from Pimephales promelas (fathead minnow), 1872 nucleotides. It is a transcript of the gene g6pc1a.2, whose product is annotated as glucose-6-phosphatase catalytic subunit 1a, tandem duplicate 2. Gene Ontology annotation, molecular function: glucose-6-phosphatase activity. The record is from RefSeq and is a predicted model, not a curated record. Gene Ontology annotation, biological process: gluconeogenesis; glucose 6-phosphate metabolic process. NCBI's taxonomy places the organism in Eukaryota, Metazoa, Chordata, Actinopteri, Cypriniformes, Leuciscidae. Gene Ontology annotation, cellular component: membrane.
GGAGGACUAUCACUCUCGAGUAGCUCUACAACAUGAAUGCUGUGAUGGAUACAGUGCACGGGUUCGGGGUGAGUAGCACCCAAUACCUGCAGACCCAUUACAAAGACGCCCAAGGAUGGUUUCUUUUCGUCUCCUUUGCGGCAGAUCUAAGGAACACCUUCUUCAUCUUCUUUCCCAUCUGGUUCCAUCUGAAAGAAUCAGUCGGCAUCAAGCUCAUUUGGGUGGCUGUCAUAGGGGAUUGGCUCAAUUUGGUAUUCAAAUGGAUCCUGUUUGGAGAACGUCCAUACUGGUGGAUCCACGAGACUUCCUACUACAUCAACAGCUCAGCGCCACAUAUUGAACAGUAUCCCAUGACCUGUGAGACUGGCCCAGGCAGUCCAUCUGGCCACGCUAUGGGCGCUGCUGGUGUUUACUACGCAUUGGUCACGUCCAUCCUUGCCAUAAUGCUGAGCAAAGAGAACAAAUCGCCAUCCAAGAGCCUAUACCUGCGUGGUUCACUUUGGACACUCUUCUGGGUGGUCCAGGUCUGUGUAUGUCUCUCUCGAGUCUUCAUCGCAGCUCAUUUCCCCCAUCAGGUUUUCGCAGGCGUUAUUUCAGGCAUGAUUGUUGCGGAGGCUUUCAACAGACAGAAAUGGAUCUAUAGUGCCAGUCUAAAGCAUUACUUCAACAUCACGCUGUUUCUGCUCUCGUUUGCUGUGGGCUUGUACGUGCUCCUGAAAGCUCUGGGUGUGGAUCUUCUCUGGACCAUUGAGAAAGCCCAGAAGUGGUGCGUCAAUCCAGCCUGGGUCCAUUUGGACAGCACACCGUUCGCCAGCCUGUUGAGGAACAUGGGCACCCUGUUUGGGCUGGGGCUCGGCCUUCACUCCCCACUGUACACGGAAAGCAAGAAGAGCAGCAGCGCUCGCGCCAGGAUCUCCUGUAUCGUCUCCUCUCUGUUUCUUCUGCAUCUCUUCGAUUCCAUCAAGCCUCCCACACACACGGCUGCUCUCUUCUACCUGCUGUCUUUCUGCAAGAGCGCCACUGUUCCCCUGGCCACGGUCAGCAUCAUCCCGUACUGCGUGUCCGGAGCCCUCGGUUUACAAAGCAAGAAACAGCUUUAAGCUGGGAAAGAACUGUACAAGACUGUAAGCAACGGCACAACUAUUUACAGUAUUUCAGACUAGCACAUUUUCCAGUUCAUCCCAUCAGUCGAAGGAACACUAACUGAUGAACAAUUCGCCAGUUUAAAAGUGUUUUCUAACUCAGGGAUGCAGAUAACUAGUUUAAGUUAAACCCUGUUAUAUGUACUGUUUAUGAUGUGUUGUGUAAGAAUUGUGAAUUUUAGAAUUUUUAAUUUUAUAUCUUAGGGGCUGUUUACACGACAACAUUUUUUUCAACUAAAAAUGGCAAACUUUUCAUGCGUUAUGACAACGCAUUUUGGGGUUUGAAAACGAUACUGUUAUCGCCUCCAAGUAACCUACAAAAACACGAAUGUGUGAAAACGGUGAUGUCAUUCACAUGCGUUCUGUAGAGGCGUAGUGUUUCUUUAAAAAAAGUGACAUCACCAGCAGAAUACAGCGUUUUUAACCAUUUUCGCAGAUCCACGUGAACGGGGAUCGACAACGUUCUCGUCUUUUUGUAUUUUUUUUAAUAGUACAUGGCUGUCGUGUAAACCUCCCCUUAGUGCUUUUGGAUCUAGAUGAAAAGGUCUGGUAUUUGACAAAGAAGUAAGUUCUUUUUUGAGAACUGAAAUAAUAAAAUAUACUACAGUAUAUAUAGGAUGACACAUUUUGUCCUAUCUAAGCUGUAUACUUUUUUUGAAUAUAUUUUCUGUAAUAUUCUAUUUUUUGGAAAUUCUUUAGGUCUUUUUUAAAAUAAAACUCUGAAAACAUG